UGGAUGCCCCGCGCAUGCGUACUGACGGCCCUUCUGUCAAAAAUGGCUGUCCUCUGGAGGCAGGAAAAAUGCUGAAUUGUGUUGGCACGGCUCGGGAAAAGCGGCAGACAUGGCGAGAUUGGCGGACUACUUCGUUGUCGUGGGAUACGAUCAGGAAAAAGCCGGUUCAGCGGAGGGAUGCGGGAAGAUCAUUCAGCGAUUCCCCAAGAAGGACUGGGAGGGGACCGCUUUCCCUCAGGGAGUGGAGAUGUUCUGCCAGCCAGGAGGUUGGAAGUUGUCCAGGGAGAGGAAAGCGCCGACCUUCUUCACGGUCGUGCUGACGGAUAUCGAGUCGGACAGACACUACUGCUCUUGCCUCACUUUCUAUGAGGCUGAGGUCAACCUGCAGGGAUCUAAAAGUAUCGAGGUGGACGAGGACGAGGAUGAAGAUGUUGAAGAGGAUUGCUUGAUCCAGCCUGCUCAAGUGUUUGCACCAAAGAGUCUCAUUCUCGUGUCCAGACUGGAUCAUCCAGAAAUAUUCAGGGGUUGUUUGGGACUGAUCUACACCGUGCACAUCGACAGCCUUUCUGUGCCUUUAGAGGGCUUGGUGGCCAAUCUGUUUGUAUUCCAGGUUCCCGUGGCUGGCGGAUCGCAGAAGCUGUUCAGCCUCGGGGCAGGCGACCGGCAGCUCAUCCAGACGCCUCUGAAUGACACGUUACCCGUCACGUGCAAGAGUGUUGCUCUGCUCUUCCAGCAGUUAGGUAUUCAAAAUGUUUUAAGCCUGUUUUGUGCGAUUCUGACCGAGCACAAAGUUCUGUUCCACUCCACCAGUUACCAGAGACUCGGGGAAGCUUGUCGCGCUCUGGAAGCGCUCAUGUUUCCCCUCAAGUACAGUUACCCCUACAUUCCGAUCCUGCCUUCCCGCCUACUGGAGGUGCUGAGCUCCCCGACGCCGUUCAUCAUCGGCGUGCACGCCAUGUUUCAGAAUGAAAUCCAGGAUUUGUUGGACGUCAUCAUCGCGGACCUGGAUGGAGGCACGAUCAAAAUCCCGGAGUGCAUCCACUUGUCCCUCCUCCCUGAACCUCUGCUCAGCCAAACGCAGGCGGCCUUGUCACUGGUUUUGCACCCCGAUCUGGAGAUUGCAGACAAUGCGUUCCCGCCGCCUCGCACGGCUCCAUCCAACCUCAAAUUGUUGGACAAGGAGGUGAGGGCCGUCUUUCUCCGGCUGUUUGCACAACUCUUCCAGGGCUACAGGUCAUGCCUGCAACUCAUUCGCAUCCAUUCCGAACCCGUUAUUCACUUUCACAAGACUGCCUUCCUCGGCCAGCGAGGCCUCAUUGAGAACGAUUUCCUGACCAAGGUCUUGGAUGGCAUGGCCUUCGCUGGCCUCGUCUCCGAGCGCGGUCCGCCUUACCGAGCUUGUGAUCUCUUUGAUGAGCUGGUGGCCUUAGACAUUGAGCAAUUCAGGGAAGAGGAGUUCAACCCUACGAAGCUUCAGAGGCGCAUCAGAGAACUCUCCGAGCAGCUUUACAGAAAUGAGAGUCCAAACCCCCACAUGGCAUUCCAGAAAGUGCCUCGACCAUCUGAGGGAUCCCACCUGCGGGUGCACCAGAUCCCCUUCCCGUUGUUAUGCGACGAUCAAGUGGAGAAGCUUCUGCAGGAGGGUGUGGCCAAACACACCGGCGUACCGCCAUUAACGCGACUUGAGAAGAAAUGCGUCGUACCUGCUGGUCCUCCUGUCGUGUCCAUUAUGGGAAAGAGCGGCUCCGUGUUUAACAGUGCACGCAGGCUUGAGGUCGUGAGGAGUUGCAUAUCCUUCAUCUUUGAGAACAAGAUCCUCGAGACUGAAAAGACUCUUCCCGCUGCUCUGCGGGCCCUCAAAGGCAAAGCAGCUCGCCAGUGUCUGACCGAGGAGCUCAGGCUUCACGUCCAACAAAAUCGGGCCAUACUGGACCACCAACAGUUUGACUACAUUGUUCGGAUGAUGAACUGCGCCCUCCAGGACUGUUCCAGCUCAGAAGAGUACACCGUGGCUGCGGCGCUGCUGCCACUGUCAACAGCUUUUUACCGAAAACUGGCCGCUGGCGUGAACCAGUUUGCGUACACCUGCAUCCAGGACCACCCCAUCUGGGCCAACCAGCAGUUUUGGGAGGCCACUUUCUACAGCGAGGUCCAGAGCCAGAUCCGAGAUUUGUAUCUGAACACUCCGGAGGAGAAGUGGGGCAUCGCUUCCAGGCUGAAGGAUGCGGGCACGGUGCCUGCGAAAGACGAGGAGCAGACGGCGAUGGACCUGGCGGCCAAGCAGCUGCGCCUGUGGCCGAGCCUGAACAAAGAGAAGCAGCAGGAACUGGUGAAGAACGAGGAGAGCACCGUUUUCAGCCAGGCCAUCCAUUACGCCAGCCUCAUGGUCUACCUGCUCAUCCCUUUGGACACCAGCAAGAACAAAUUGCUUCGCAACGCGCCCGCGGCGGACUGGGAGAGCGGCAGCAACAGCAUCGUCACCAACAGCAUCGCCGGCAGCGUCGCCGAAAGCUUCGACACGGAAAGCGGCUUUGAGGAAUCGGAGAGCAGCGACGUGGCCAACUCGGUGGUCCGGUUCGUGGCCCGCUUCAUCGACAAGGUGUGCACGGAGAGCGGCGUGACCCAGGAGCACAUCAAGAACCUCCACAGCAUGAUCCCGGGCGUCGUUGCCAUGCAGAUGGAGGCUCUGGAGGCGGUUCACAGGGAGAGCAGGAGGUUGCCGCCCAUUCAGAAGCCUAAAAUUCUACGUCCGGCGCUGCUCCCUGGGGAGGAGUUUGUGUCAGAGGGGCUGAGGGUGCUUCUGGAUCCUGACGGCAGGGAAGAAGCUACUGGGGGUCUGCUGGGGGGCCCGCACAUCCUACCGGCAGAGGGCGCUCUCUUCCUCACCACAUACCGCAUCAUCUUUAAAGGGAUCCCCCAUGACCCGCUAGUGGGGGAGCAGGCAGUGACCAGAGCUUUCCCGGUGUCCACCUUGACAAAGGAGAAGAAGAUCAGCAUCCAGAACCAGCUCCAGCAGAACAUGCAGGAGGGCCUCCAGCUCCGCUCUGCAUCCUUUCAGUUGAUCAAGGUGGCUUUCGAUGAAGAGGUGAGCUCCGAGACGGUGGAAAUGUUCCGGAAGCACAUCCAGAGGAUCCGCUACCCGCAAUCCAUCUUCAGCUCCUUUGCGUUUGCUGCGGGGCAAACGCAGCCUCAGCUCAUCCUUCCAAAGCAAAAAGAGAGGAACACUGGCUUCAGAACGCUCUCCAAAACUAUUGUCAAGGGAGCCAAGAGAGCCAGCAAGAUCACAAUGGGCCGCGGUAGCCAGACCACACUCAAGAGGAAUGACAGAGGCAGCAGAACGACCUGGAACGAAGACGAUGACAUUUCUAUAUCGGACGAGGGAGAGCCGCCGCCCAGCAGCACUUUGAGAGCGUCCGAGAAGUCCACAAUGGAGCAGCUGGUGGAGCAGUCCUGUUUCCGCGACUACCAGCGCAUGGGCCUCGGUACCAUCACGGCCAGCUCGUCCCGCUCAAAGUCAGGCGACCAUUUCCGGAUCACGGCUGUGAACAGGCUUUACUCCCUCUGUCGCAGUUAUCCGGGACUCCUGGUGGUCCCCCAGGCCAUCCAAGACAGCAGUUUACACAAAGUGGCGCGCUGCUACAGGCACAACCGUCUGCCGGUUGUGUGUUGGAAGCAUCCUCGCACCAAAGCUGUGCUGCUGCGCUCGGGGGGCUUCCACGGCAAGAGUGUGGUGGGAUUGUUCAAAUCGCAGAACCCCUCGUCGGCAGUGCCCGCAUCGUCCUCCGAGUCGUCCAGCAGCCUUGAACAAGAGAAGUACCUGCAAGCCAUCCUCUCCUCCAUCCCGCUUUACUUCACGAUGAACGGCCAUAGCACCCUCUCGAACCGCUCCAUCGUCGGCCUCUCGCCAGGGAGCGAAAGGAGAACAUCCAGAAUGCCCAAGAUGGCUCCCGUCCAUUUAGACAUCCCCUUUUCCAACAGCUUUACCAGAGGAGUGCUCGAGUACAGAGAUAAACUAUUCACUCACUCAAACCCCAAACCUGCAAAUAAGGAGAGAAUCCACAACCAAGGCGUGUGGGCCAGCCUGCGCUCCAGCACCCGCCUCAGUCAGCACCCGUCCACCGUGGACGUGGGCGCCAGGCUCGCGGGGAAGGAUUUGGCGCCCCCUGCGGGGAGCAACAGUCUGCAGGCUCAGCUGCUCAAACAGCAGGCUGCGUUCUAUGUGUUCGGCGAGAAGUCGCAUUUGAAGGGCCUGAGGGUGGACACCUCUCUGAACUGCGAACUGGUGCCGGUGGACUUUGUCGACGUGCGACAGGUGAAAAGCUCUUUUAAGAAGCUGCUGAGGGCGUGCGCGCCCAGCGCCAACUCCUCCGACUCGGAGGACUCCUUCCUCAAAGCCUUGGAGGACUCGGAAUGGAUCCUGCAGCUUCACAAGAUCCUGCAGCUGGCCCUCAUUCUGGUGGAGCUCCUCGACGGCGGCUCAUCUGUGCUGCUCAGUCUGGAGGACGGCUGGGACGUCACCACGCAAGUGGUGUCUUUAGUGCAGCUGCUGAGCGACCCGUUCUACCGCACGCUGGAGGGUUUCCAGGUGCUGCUGGAGAAAGAGUGGCUGUCCUUCGGCCACAAGUUCAGCCAGCGGAGCAACCUGAGCCCCAGCAGUCAGGCCAGCGGCUUCACGCCCAUCUUCCUGCAGUUCCUGGACUGCGUGCACCAGAUUUUGAUGCAGUAUCCUGUGGAGUUUGAGUUUAAUCAGUACUAUCUCAAGUUCCUGGCCUACCACCACAUCUCCAACCGCUUCAAGAACUUCCUGUUGGACUCCGACUAUGAGCGCUUGGAGCACGGCUUGUUGUUUGAGGAUAAGGCCGACAAGCAGGCCAGGAGGGGCAUCUGCAUCUGGGAGUGCAUCAACCGGAUGCAUCGGCGGAGUCCCAUCUUCUUCAACUAUCUGUACAACGCGUCGGAGAGCGAAACCAUCCUCAAACCGUGGGUCGCCAUCCCAAAUCUGAACAAGUGGGACUUCUUCACGGACGAGACGCUGUCGACGGGGCCGUGCUACGACUGGCGACUGACGGCGGCCCGGUCGGACGGCUCCGAGGAGCCCCAGACCAUCUCCAGCAGCAAGAGGAGGAUCGUGUGGCCUUGCUACAGCAGCGUGAGCCGCGCUCAGCCCGACGCCGUCACCAAGCUGCUCGCCGACAUUGAGAAACUGGAGGGGGAGGUCAACCACACCCCCGAGAGGUGGCAAACCACUCUGGACAGAGCGCUCAUUAGCAUCCAGGAAGACUUCAAACAAGAAGGAAGUUCUCACUUGUGAGCGGAGACAUUUUCUUCAGGCGGAGCUGAGCCCAGAGAAACGUGAUUCCCAAUGACUCAAAUUCUAAACGAAUUUCGUUAGGGCCACAGGUAAAAUGGAGUCCAUCUAGGAGGCGGCGGUAUAGAGCUCGUGCACCUACGUCAUCAAAUCACGUCACUGGCAAGUGACGGUCAAACAAAGCGUUCUUCAAUGCCAAAACGGUUGAGACGAAAAGAAAAUGUCUGAUAGCACGACGCCCAGAGUUUUGUCCGAUACCGUUAAACAUUUAGAAGGUGAUAAUAAAUGAAGGUACGUGGAAAAAUGAGAGACACUUGGCAUGGAGGAUCCAUAUUUAACGUCGAAGUCGAUGUUUUCGCCGAUAAGUAAGUGGACCGUUAACCCGCUUCCGCAUGUCUUGGACGACUGGAUCUACACGCGGAUCUGGUGAGUCAGUCGUCCAGAUUUACACGCAAGAGUUUGCAAGCGCAGAAAAGUCUGGAUGCAUGCAAAUACUUUGUUGCUGGAUCGGUUCUCAAUCAAGAAUAAGUCCCACAUAGUGAUGGAGCCACUCAGAUAUUUUCAAUACAAAUGCCAAUAUUUCAAUAAAUGACACAAACUCGCAUGAUUGGGAAGAAAAAAAAACAGCGAGUCAGCUCCUCCGUACACGGAAGCGUGUUGCGGCCACACGUUGAACUUCCGUAAACCUCUCCGUGACAGGUGUUGUUUUUUUUUUUUUUUUUUAAAUAUUUAAAAAAAGAAAAUAAACCGCUGGCAUAGGCUUCAGCCCCUCAUACACGGAAGCGCAUUGCGGCCACACGUUAACCUACGUAAACAUCUGUGACCGAUGGUUUAUUUUCUUUUUUUAAAUAUGCAUUGGACUCAUUUGAGAACAAUGCAUAAUAUUUUUUUUUUUUAAAAGUCUGCCGGUGAGAGGUUUACGAAGAUUAAUGUAUGGCUGCAUAAUGAAAAAAAUUUAAAAAGUCUGUCGGGGAAAGGUUUACCGAAGAUUAAUGUGUGGCCACAACACGCUUCCGUGUACGUUUGGAGAUGACUCCCUGUCGUUUUUUUUUUUUUUUUAAAGCAUAGUUCUCAAAUGAGCCAACUUGCCAUUAUAAAUACUUCUUGGGAAUUUGAUAUUGAGAAGAAUAAUUCCUACCUGAAGUAUUUGGUUGGGCAACAUCCAUCACGUUCAAUUGCUGAAAUCCAUCGAUCUUUUCUGGUCUUUUCAGCUGAUAUUCCGUAGAAUGAUCUCUUUGAAUAUCUGUCUCGUCUGUCGUGACAAUCAACAGCAGCACAACAGGUCUCGGGCGCUGCGAAUAUUCUGCUCCGGUUCAAUGUCCCUCCCCCCUUACUGUCGAGCAGCUCUUUUUGACCUGCAAUAUGGCGCCGUGAAAACGGUGACGUCACGUGCAGGAGCCCUGUACACAUUCGACACUCGUAAGUCCACUUUGGUACCACUUUGCAUUUUUUUUUUUUCUGGCAACUUAAAAAGACUAAACUCCAUUUUGCAACAUGAGAAAUGUAGUAUUUGUUUUACUUGGCCACAUAAAUGAUGAUGCGAUGGUGUGUGUCCCCCCCCGCCGAGGCCUCUAGUUCAACACCUGCACUGUGGGCCUUUGAUCUUCUUUUUCUUCCACGUGACGUGCCGGGCUUUGUCCCAUUUUUGCGUGUUUUUUUUUUUUUUCUUUUUUUUUUUUU
Molecule: messenger RNA, 6988 nt
Organism: Syngnathoides biaculeatus (alligator pipefish)
Lineage: Eukaryota; Metazoa; Chordata; Actinopteri; Syngnathiformes; Syngnathidae
Gene: sbf2
Product: SET binding factor 2
Exons: 39
Coding region: 110-5311 (1733 amino acids)
Source: RefSeq, a predicted model, not a curated record